CUCCCUGUGCGGAGCCCCGAGGCCCGGGUCCGUCCGGAGCUGCAGCGGCCAAAGCCCGAGUCCCUCCCGGCCGAGCUGCGCCCCCCGCCCGGCCGCGGGCCAUGAGCCUGGAGUCCCUGCGCUACCGCCGCGGCUCCCUGCGCGUCCUCAACCAGCUGCUGCUGCCGCAGCGGAGCUGCUACGAGCAGAUCGGCGGCGUGCGGCAGGGCUGGGAGGCCAUCCGGGCCAUGCAGGUGCGAGGCGCCCCUGCCAUUGCCAUCGUGGGGUGCCUGAGCCUGGCAGUGGAGCUGCAUGGCGGGGCCGGCAUGGGGCAGGGCAAGGCUGGCCUGGAGACCUUCAUCCACGACUCCCUCCGCUACCUGGUGACUGCGCGCCCUACGGCUGUGAACAUGGCGCGGGCGGCUGAGGAGCUGGGGGCUUUCACUUCCCAGGAGGCCCAGCGUGAGGAGGUCACAGCUGAGAGCCUGCGGGAGAGCGUCAUCCAGUGGGCAGAGGCCAUGCUAGAGAAGGAUCUGCGAGACAACAGGAGCAUCGGGGAGCACGGGGCACGCCACCUGCUCCAGGCAUCACCGCAGGACAAGGUGACAGUGCUGACCCACUGCAACACCGGUUCCCUGGCCACCGCUGGCUAUGGCACCGCGCUGGGGGUCAUCCGCUCUUUGCACGCCCUGGGUUGUCUGGCACACGUCUACUGCACGGAGACGCGGCCGUACAACCAGGGGGCGCGGCUGACGGCCUACGAGCUGGUGUACGAGCACAUCCCGGCCACGCUCAUUGUGGAUAGCAUGGUCUCUGUGGCCAUGAAGGAGAAGGGCGUGUCGGCUGUCGUCGUGGGAGCCGACCGGGUGGUGGCCAACGGCGACACCGCCAACAAAGUGGGCACCUACCAGCUGGCCAUCGCUGCAAAGCAUCAUGGGAUCCCCUUCUACGUGGCGGCCCCUAGCACCUCAUGUGACCUGAGCUUGGCAGAAGGGGCUGAAAUCGUGAUCGAGGAGCGGCCGAGCCAGGAGCUGACGGACGUCAAUGGAGUGAGGAUCGCAGCGCCAGGGAUCGGCGUUUGGAACCCGGCCUUCGAUGUCACGCCGCAUGAGCUCAUCACUGGGGGCAUCAUCACGGAGCUUGGUGUCUUCUGCCCUGAAGAGCUCCGAGAGGCCCUCACCCGAGCAGUGAAAGGAGAGUGAACCCCUUGGGCCAAUAACUGCCCUGACUCGGACUACGGGAGAGAGACCUGGCUUUCCCUCCACAGAGACCAGACUCUGUGUGUGCCGGGGUAAUACAUCCCCUGCCUGGCUCUGUUUUACACGCUGUUAAUAAAUCCCCAUCGCCUUUGACCA
Gopherus evgoodei (Goodes thornscrub tortoise) is the source of this 1334-nucleotide messenger RNA. RefSeq names its product methylthioribose-1-phosphate isomerase 1 (gene MRI1). NCBI's taxonomy places the organism in Eukaryota, Metazoa, Chordata, Testudines, Testudinidae. The coding region runs from base 102 to 1181 and encodes 359 amino acids. Gene Ontology annotation, molecular function: S-methyl-5-thioribose-1-phosphate isomerase activity. The transcript is spliced from 6 exons. The record is from RefSeq and is a predicted model, not a curated record.